GUGAGGGCGUCAGGGAAGGCAGCAGCAGUGUAGCUGUGAGCAGUGUCCACACGUGUUGUGUUCGAGUGAGUGAGUGUCUCAGCACUCCAAGUGUUAGUUGGUCCAGCAGCGGCGGAUACCACACCGGACGGUCGCUGUGCCACGCUGUGCCACGCGCGGGGGAAGGGCUGAGGUUGAGGGAGGUGUUGGUUGGGUGGUUGUGUUUACAUGAUGACUGUGGCGGAGGCGGAGCUGGUGAGGCGGGCAGCGGAAAAGGGACGGAGUGCAUCAUUUUGCGCGCCGUCCCAGCCGCUGUCCGCUCUCCACUCUGCGCACUCGUCCUCGGAUAUACAUAUGGACGUCCGCGCGCACGCUGCGGCCUUCGCACAAGCCCAGCACCAUGCGUCGUCCAGCCCGAGGUCUAGGCUGAAAGCGACGCAAGCGGCACGACGGUCACAGUCCUGCCGCGUGCAGGGUUCCAGGCCGCCGCGCGUGCGGCGUCAAGAAUCCCCGCGGGGAUCGGAACCCCGGCUAGAACUGGACGCCGACGCCUCUGCUGCCUUCGUCACCACCCCAGAAGACGCCUCCUACAACCCCUUCCUGCGUAAGGUUCCAUCCUGUGGCCGCCUCGUGACGCUAUCGCUCGAAGCCGGCGGCGGCGGCGACGACGUCGACGGCUCACCGGUCCUACACCGCUCCGCUUCCGCCCGCCGCGCACGCCCGCCCACAGCCUCGUCGCCCAGCCACUCCCCCACGCCCACGCGGGUAACCCGUCCACCGCAGAAGAACCGGGCCACGGUCAAGAGGACCCCAGCAACCACCAACAGCGCCGCCCGACGCGCUGGGACCAGCAGCAGUGGCGGGGCAGCCGGAUACCUGGAUGUGAAAGUCUUCAGGAUCCAACGAGGGUCUAGACUCUGACUCAUACCUACUGAGGAACUUCUCCACCACCACUAAAGGCAUCAUCAACAGGGGAGACUCGUUCAGACGACGACGAUCUAGGAGCAACAGCAUCCAACCACCUCUAGACGGACCCAUCAGUGGAACACCCCCAGGAGCACCCACAUCCUUGGAUCUGGCCUCACCCCCACACACCCCAGACCACACCCUCAACACCGUCACCACCCCACAGCUAGCAACACCUGAGUCAGCAGAGGAGACUAGCAGCUUCCGUAUGGCCAUCUUGGGUGCGACGGGUGUGGGCAAGACUGCCCUUAUUCACCAAUUUCGCACCUCAGAGUGUAUCAACGCUUAUGACUGCAACCCCAGUGAUGAGUCAGAACAAGCCAUCUCCAUCUUACUCAACAACCAGGAGUCUGAGAUUGUCUUCGUUAACGUGGAAACUCCUCAAGACUUCCAGGAUGAGGUGAACAGAGAAGUUCCCCCUGAAGGUUGGCUGGUUAUGUAUAGCAUCACAGACAAGGCGUCCUUCCAGCGAGCCGGGGAGGAGCUAGCCAGCCUCCACCAACACCAGCUCUUGCGAGGUCGGGCAGUCAUACUAGUGGCUAACAAAUGUGAACUAGUGCGCUCCAGGACUGUCAAUGUGGAUGAUGGGCGGGACCUGGCCUGCAGCUACGGUGCUAAGUUUAUGGAGAUUAGCGUUGGAAUGAACCACAAAUGCGACGAUCUUCUAGUGGGAAUCUUGAACCAGCUCCGCAUCAAGGGUGAGGAACCCAGCGAGGAAGAAGAGGCUCCCAAGGAGAGAAGUUGGACGAGGUCUACAACUGGGGAAAGCUGUGUACCCAGGAAUCGCAGCUUAUUGAGAGCUUCCAUGAAGGCUAAACGGGUCAUCAACAGGAUAAUGGGCAAAACUGAAGCCAAGUAUAAAAAUUGUGAAGAUUUCCAGAGCUAGGGUCACUGAGGAGGUGGCGACCAACUCCCUCGGCUCAUCCAGGAGCUGCUGAUCCUGAAGGCGUUCAGGUGAAGAGUCACCACCACACCCUCGUCAAACUUGGGGUAUCAAGCCACCACUUGCAUUUGAAGAAACAGUAACUGCCUCACACAGGUUACUUGGUCCACACCUAUCACAGGAACAUUAAAGGUGACCUAAUCAACAGGUGUCACCUGACCAUCAGAUGUUAUCAGGCAUCGAUUAUUGCCUAAGGAUUAGAAAUGACAUAAUCAGCUUUCAAUUACUAAAAACAAAACAUUUUUUUCUGUUAUUUCCAUCUUUUGUCAGUUGGUUGGUCAGUUAGAUUUAAAGCCUAGCGACUAUACGAGGGUCAUUAAGGCUACAUAUCACCUGUAAACCACCAAGGAUAGUGAUUAGAACAAACUCUUAGCGUACAUUCACGUGCAAAAAUUCGAGUAAUUAUAAUAAAAUAUUAAGGCUUACUAAAGUAGCCACAAACUGCUGCUUUCGGAAAUUAACUAGAAUUUUAGGUACAUAGAAUUUCCCCAAAUUGUACAUAUUUCUAAAAUUGAUAACACUAGCUGAUCAUUUAUAUAUAUACAAGUCACCCUCCCCUCACACACAUACAUAAUCAACAGCAAUAAGUAUAUAACUCCUCCAGAUUUUUAAUCAAUGUAGUGCCCUAGAAAGCGUAAAACAUAAACAGUAAUCCAAACUAAGACUAAAAUUAUUUCUAAACACGAGUCGCCAACUACCUACUUUAGAUGUAAAUGAAAUUUUUAUGAAAGAUAAACUAUCACUAUCAGUCUUUUAUAUUAUGGUUCAUCGAAUACACAUCCAAAUAUGCGUCUACCAUGACCUUAUGCUACUAGAGUACCUCGUUCGUGCACUGGGAUGUAGAGGACAACACUGCUGCUUAAAAAAAUGCAUUUCAUCAUAGGCUACGUAACAGCUCUAAUUGCAAGAUAUUUGUUGAUUUUGGACGUUAAAAACCUGUCAGACUCUUCGUUGUGUCGGUGAAGGUUACAGUUCACCUGUAAACUAUCCGACAGAUUGUAUUAAUGUUGUUAGAAUUACCGACAAUAUGUUAGGUAAAUGCACCUAAGUGCAACUAAUGUGACAUUUUAUUGUGGCAACGUUUCGCUCUCCAGGAGCUUUGUCAAGCCUUUACAAACGAUAUAUAGAUACAGAGGGUAUAUAUAGGUUUAGAGUGAGGUGUAAUACUAGUGGUAGUAGCAGUAGUAGUAAUAUUAAUUGUAGUAGUAGUAACACACUAUGGUAGAACAAUGAACUCUCAUAUGAGUAAAAAAUUCUGAGUCUUUUACUUGGGUAGCAUAAAAAUGGGUUAGACAAAUAUUUCUGAUAGGAGUUGGAUGUGAGAAGGUCUGUUUCAGUGUUCCUUCUCUGACAGGAUAUAUGCAGGUGAAACAGCAAGGAACCUCGAAACACGCCUCAAUGAACACAUUAACGUAUGUAGGAAUGAUAACUUGAACAUCGCCUGCGUACAACACCAAAAUUCCACCAAUCACCUCAUGAAAUUCAACGACGCCCGACUAGUAAUCAGAGAACCCAAUUUCCGCAGACGUAAAUGCCUUGAAUCAUCAUUAAUCGCUGUUUCUAACACAAUCAAGCGAAAUAAAGACAGCUUCAUCAUCUCUGAAGUAUUAGCAAAAAUCCUCCGCAAAACAAUAAACCCCUGCCAUCACAUAGUCUCUGUUACUACACAAGAACAGACCUUCUCAAAUUCAUCCACUAUCAGGUAUAUUUGUCUAACCUAUUUUAUGCUACCCACGUAAAAGCUUUUAUAACCAUUUAUUCAUGUAUUUACUACUAUUAUUACACUUCACUCUAAGCCUAUAUAUACCCUCUGUGUCCAUGUAUUGUUUGUAACGGCUUGAGAAAGCUCCUGGAGAGCGAAACGUUGCCACAAUAAAAUGUCACAUUAGUUGCACUUUUGUCCUUUUACCUAACUACCUGUAAACUAACUUUAAAAAUAGACUUAGUGUUCAAAGCACUAUCGAUGUAAUGAGAUAUGCACCUAUUAGUUUAUAUACAAAGAUAUAUACAUAUCAAUGUAUUUACAUAAAUAUAUACCUUUGUAUAUUCACAAUGAAUGAUACAUACCAUUCAUUGCAUAUACCGCAAGGUAUAUAACUGUGUACUACCAUAGAGAGUAUUAUGCUCACUGAAUAUUGGUGCUAAACUUUAGUGAACAAUAAAAUGAUAUAGGAAAGUACUGACAGCUUCAUUAAUGUCCAGACAUCUUAUUCACAAAGCACAUCACUUCAUUGACUAAAGCAAAGACAAUGUGCAGAAAUUUAUACAGGUUAAGUACGUCAGGAAACAGGACAAGUGUUUUCUGACGCGGGUCUUAGAUCGUGAAUUCGAAGAAUAGAAAAUCAUAAUAAUGUUGCCGGAAGAAUAUACCAACACAAAUUUGAAAUGAUAAUUGGAAGACGGUUUUAGGACAGACUAAAAUGUUACCUAUCAACUUUUCCUUCAUAAUGUGUGUGCUAGUUGUGAAUUGCAGUCACCAUAAAUUGAUUUAAUGAGAGUUGUUUUCUGUAGGAAUGUAUAUUGCUCCUUCCCUGGUACGAAUAUUGAACCUUGGUUUGUCACGUUCAAGACCUGUCGACUACACGAGCGUCAUUAAGGCUGCAUUUAACCUGUAUACUACAUGUAAGAAUAAUCCCUAAACUAGGGAAUAAAUUUAGUGUAUAUGCACUGAGCGUAGCACACCUCGGUGUACAGACAGAUUUGUACUUAUCUUCUAGUUUAUAAACACCUUGAGAGCCACACUCGGCUCAAAGCCUGGGUACUGUACACCUUAUUAAACCUAAAAUAUCAAAAUUUCGUGAAUUUAGAUAGUCUGUAGUUGCAAUUCUAAGUGCUUGAAUUAUUAUUAUAACCAAGGGGGAAGCACUAAACCCAUAGGAUUAUACAGUGCUUGGGGGGGGGGGAUGGAAGGUAUUCAGGUUUAACUCAGGGAACUGGAGCACAGAUCCAGUUCCCUAGAUCGAGAGCCCCUCACCAGCAUCAAGGAACCUUCCUUGAGGGGUAAGUGCUUGAAGCCUUGCAUGCAGCAGUACGUUGUCUUCUCAACGAUCAUAUCUUACAUGUGACUUCUAUCACCAGAACAGGUGAAUACCUGGUACUUUCAGAUCAUUCAGAGCUAUAAUACUUAACUUUUAUGUAACUUGUAAAUGGUUUGAUAUAUAUAUUGACUAUAAGAACAUUCGUAAAUAUCAAAAUAUAUUACCCAUGUAAGUUAGUAUAGUUCUACAAGAAAAUUUAUGAACCUAGCAAGUCUUAAUGAGCUUGUAUCAGCUAAGAGUCAUUUUUUGAAGUAUAACCAAAACUCGCGAAAUAGUUUAGUUAGAAAAUUAUUUACUUAAUUUUUUCAUGCAGAUAAGAUCCUUAACAAUUUAAGUGCUUGUGAAAAAAUCACAGGAAUAAAAGGCACAGGACCACAUGCUACAUUUCUUGCAAAAUGGUGAUGGCAGCUGUAUAUAUUAAACACAAUUGAGGGCUUCCUAUAUUCAUUAAUUAAGGAUAAUCAAUGCUUCAGAAUUCUUGCAUAGGAUGUAUCAUAGUGCUUAGUCUUUUGUACACAGGUUCCCCUGUUAGCAAACCGGAGGACCUUAAGGUUAUAGAUUGUUCAUGUUUGUUAAGGUAUUAUUAGUAUUUUUUAAGCCAGUUUCCUCACGUAAAGACUGUUUCAAAGAAUUGAGGAUUUUCUCAACCAAAACGGUUAGCUAAUCCCCAUUGAGCCCAACAGUAAUGACUUUAAAUAAUCUUUACGUGAUGAUCAGGUUAACCACAGUUUUGUUAAACUAUUACUUUCACAAAGGAUUUCACACAAAUUCAUCAAGUCUACUACAAAUCAUUGUACUUCAAACUGAAGAAUUAUAUAUUUAAGUUAUUUCUCCUUACACGAAAAAUUAAAACUGUAUUUAAAAUAUCACCUAUCAUAUCAAAAAAAUAGUAGUUUUUAUAGUACGUACUUUGGAAUAAAAAUGGCGCAUAUUAUAUAAUAACUUUGUGUACUGUGGAAUGUAUGAAUGAUAAUGAACUUCAGUUAAAAGUACAUGUAAAAUAUGCUACGACUGUAAUGUUGAUACAAGAAUACCGAACUUUACCUAUCACUUCUGCCUUCCUUAAACUUGUAAUAUUCGCCAGGACGAAGUCCUGAUUCGGGUCCCAAGUUUUCGUCGACCUGUUGUAUUUCUGCCUUGCUUGUUGCUAUAAUAUUCGUCAGGACAACAAUCCUGAUUCGGGUGUUAAAUCUUCCAACGACCCGUAUUAUAAACCAUACCACGGGCGAGAUUUGAACCCGCGGUCAGAGAGUCUCAAAACUCCAGACCGUCGCGGGUUCAAAUCCCGCCCGUGGUAUGGUUUGUUUGCAAUCGUGUCAUUACGAUUUCGUGACCCGUAUUAUCAUCGUCUUGUGCUCGUAGCUUCACAGUUAACCUUAUGUACUGCUGCAGUAAUGCGGUGCAUCGCGUGAAUCACAAUCACCUCCAUACAAGUGUUGUUAAGGUUAUUUAUCUUGAAACACCUCGUCUAACCCAUGGUGGUGUCGCCUUUGGAUUAUGAAAACUCAACUUGAUUUUUCUCCACACUUGCAGCCUUAGAUCUUUGCUAUCAAACUGAACGUGAAUAUUACUCACAGCUUUUAAUUUUUCUGAUGAUUAAAUUAGUCUAAUUAACAGCUGGAUGGUAAUAUUCAUGCAAGGACAAACUAAAAUAUAAUAUUUUGAUAAAAGUAAAUUAUUAUUACUUAUUGUGAUUACAAUGAGACCUAUUUAUAGAAGAAACAUGUAUUUAUAUAGUUGAUAAAGCAUUUUGCUUAAGUUGGACUUUUUUCAAUUAUGACAAAGUUAAACAGAUUCAUAGUGAUAAACUUGUAAUAUUUGAAGCAUUUAUUUGAUAAUUCAAUGGGAAGUCAUUUCUGUUGCUAAUUCUUAUUCUUCGACUUAUUGCUUUGCUAUUAUUUGUUCUAGAAAAUUGAUCUAAUGUUAUUGCAUAUAUAUUUUUCCACAUGUACUGUAUUUCUCAAUACUAUAUCAGAAAUAAAUUGCUAAAAAUUUCUUGCAAAGCCUCUUUAUUUAUGAGUAAAUAAUAAGCUUAAAUGUUAUUUCAAUCAAGAUCACUGAUGAAUUAAUCCGUCAUAUUCAAACUCAAGAAUUACAAUUUAUAAGAUAAAUAUUUUAGAUAUUUUUUUAAAUGGUAGAAUUUAUCUUGACUUCUUCUUCACAGUAGUUACCAUGUAUUGAUAUAUUGUACAUGUAUAUUUUAGCCAUUUGUUGUUGAAAUAUUCAUAUGGUCAAUAACAUAUUAACAGCCUUAGCUGAGCAGCGCUAUAUAAUUUUUUGUAAGGAAUUGUACGUAUAGAACUAUAAACGUAAGGUCAUAUUGUACAAUAGCCAGAGACUGCAAGUUCAGUCAACAUUUUUAUGAAGAGGCUGAGCCUAUGCUGCACACGUGAGGAAUUUCUGAAUAUAUACCCACUUGUUAUUUAAUAUAAUGUGGAGUAACCCGUAUAGAUGUAAUAUGUCCAUUCCUCUCCAUGUGGCAUCCACACUUAGAGACAAUAUUACCUCUAGGAUUAUAGUGUAAUUCUAGAAUAAAUGUCUUCUAGUGCAGUAGAUGAGUUUUAUAUAAACAGUAUUUCCCUUCACUACAUAUUCAUAAAAGUGCCAAAUUGUAAGUUCUGUCUGGUAUGACAUGACUUAAAAAAGAACCUCAUGUAUUGUAAGCUUGAAGUAACAUGACUUAGAAAAGACACCCUCUUGUAUUUAUAAGUCAACAGUGAGGCAAAGAUAAUAAAUUAUAA
Molecule: messenger RNA, 7667 nt
Organism: Cherax quadricarinatus
Lineage: Eukaryota; Metazoa; Arthropoda; Malacostraca; Decapoda; Parastacidae
Gene: Rgk3
Product: Rad, Gem/Kir family member 3
Cellular component (GO): plasma membrane
Molecular function (GO): GTPase activity; GTP binding; calcium channel regulator activity
Source: RefSeq, a predicted model, not a curated record